AUGACUCAAUUUAUGAUGCAGGCCGGUCUAGCCACCGGGAUGUCCGCGACAGAGGGCGUGAAUUCACCACAUGUGAAGCCCAUGGACUCACACCUCAGUGAACCCGCCUACGUGCUGCCAGCUGAUCUCGUUCCUAACUCACGCAGUCGAAUUGCCCUCCACGGAUAUGGCGGCAAGGACGUGCUCAUCCCGUACAUGAGCAUUGGAACCUGGGCAUGGGGAGACAAGGCAACAUUCGAUUACGAUGCAACCAGAGAUCUUCCAGCCAUCCAUAAAGCAUGGGAAAAGCUCAAGUCCGUGGGCUUGACUUUUGUAGACACAGCUCAGUCGUAUGGCGACGGAGAAAGCGAGCGCAUCUGCGGUACCUUAUUCAAGGGUAUGCCACGCGACAGCUUUGUGGUGCAGACCAAGUGGCUCUCGGUGCCGGACAUGACCAACACGGUCCUGCAAUCCGGCGCGCCCAAGGCUAAGCUCAAGGCCUCGCUCGCACGUUUGGGCCUCGACUAUGUCGACAUCUAUCUGGUGCAUGGGCCCAUGCAUCCCAGCUUGAUCUCCACAGUCGCAAAGGGUAUGGCCGACUGUGUGGAAUCGGGCAUGACUCGUGCCGUGGGAGUGGCCAACUAUGACACCAAAGAAAUGAUCCGGAUGGCCGACGAGCUGGCGAAGCAUGGCGUGGCUCUGGCCGUGUCCCAGUGCGAGUACUCUGUCAUCCGCCGGAUGCCCGAGGCCAGUGGCAUGAUUCGCGAGUGCAAAAAGCGCAGUAUCUGCUUCCAGGGAUUCGCCUCGCUCGCGGAAGGUCGGCUGACUGGCAAGUACUCACGUUUCAAUGAGCCCCGACGAACGCUGCGCUUCAGUAGUUAUCCAAUGCAUAUGCUCGAGCCGACAAUCCAAGUGCUGAAGAGCAUUGCCGAAGAGCGACGUGUGCCUGUCCCUGCUAUCGCGUUGAAUUACUCCAUCAACAAGGGGGUGGUGCCGCUUGUCGGCGUACGCGACGCCGAACAAGCGGAGCAGGACAUGCAAGCGCUGGGCUGGCGAUUGACGGAGGACGAGAUCCAUCGCAUUGAAGCCGUGAGCAUUCGGGGAAACACCUCGUUAAUGAUGCAGCAUGGAUAG
This is a messenger RNA of Penicillium macrosclerotiorum, 1113 nucleotides long. RefSeq lists its product as uncharacterized. Lineage: Eukaryota; Fungi; Ascomycota; Eurotiomycetes; Eurotiales; Aspergillaceae. The coding region runs from base 1 to 1113 and encodes 370 amino acids. Gene Ontology annotation, cellular component: cytoplasm. The record is from RefSeq and is a predicted model, not a curated record. The transcript has a single exon.